Messenger RNA from Rhineura floridana, 3177 nucleotides. RefSeq names its product solute carrier family 1 member 5 (gene SLC1A5). Gene Ontology annotation, cellular component: plasma membrane. The transcript is spliced from 8 exons. The record is from RefSeq and is a predicted model, not a curated record. Gene Ontology annotation, molecular function: symporter activity; neutral L-amino acid transmembrane transporter activity; L-aspartate transmembrane transporter activity. The coding region runs from base 509 to 2161 and encodes 550 amino acids. Lineage: Eukaryota; Metazoa; Chordata; Lepidosauria; Squamata; Rhineuridae. Gene Ontology annotation, biological process: L-aspartate import across plasma membrane.
GAGCCGCAUGGGCUUCUCUCCGGCACUUUCCGCGUGGCCAGGAGAGAAGCCGGGUCUGUCCCGCGGGCCUGAAUUGGAACCGGGCUGGCCACGUGGAAAUCGCAUCUGGGCUUGAAAGGAAACUUUCCCCGGGGACAGACCGAAGGAGUCGCCGGUGCUGCCACGUGGGGAAGGAACCCGACACUCCGCCGGGCGCCAGGUCACUCCUAGCGAUCCAAACUGGCAAAGCGGAUCCACUGGGAGGAAGACACGGAGCAGCUGGGACUCUUUGCUGCUGCUGCCGCCUCCGCGCUCCUCCAGCGUCGCAUUUUGCUGCUGCUCUUGCAGAAAAUUCUGUCGUGAUUUUGUUGGAGGGAAAAGGGCAUUUCUUUUUUUGGAGUUCCCUCCUCAUUCGAGCAUCGUGAGGCUUCAGAUUCCUCCGGUUCCCCCGAUUCCCUCUUUGGCGCAAAGACUCCCUUCCCCAUACGCCUAGCUCUCUUUCCCUCCUGCGCUUUUCCCCGCCGCGACGAUGGCCGUGGAGAGGUUCCCCAGCGGCGGCGCGGACAAAGGUGCAUCCAACGGGGACAUCGGCGCGCCGUACGUGGGAGUGGAGGUGCCCGGCGACGGAGGCAGCGCGGGCGCGUCCCGUCUACGCGGCUGCCUGCGGGCCAACCUGCUGGUGCUGCUGACGGUGGCCGGCGUGGUGGCCGGCGUGGUGGUGGGGCUCGGGGUGCGGCAGCUGCCCGGCGGAGGGCUUAGCCAGAAGGACAUCCUCCUCUUCUCCUUCCCCGGGGAACUCCUGCUGCGCUUGCUGAAGAUGAUUAUCCUGCCGCUGGUGGUCUGCAGCCUGGUGGCCGGCGCGGCCAGCUUGGACCCAGCAGCCUUGGGGCGCUUGGGCGGCUGGGCCAUGCUUUUCUUCCUCCUCACCACUCUGCUGGCUUCGUCCAUCGGCGUCACUUUGGCCUUCAUCAUUAAACCCGGCGAGGGAGCGUCGGCCCCCAAGCUCUUCGGAGACGAGGCGGCGGUGCCCGAAGCCAAGGAGGUGGCCGAUUCCUUCCUCGACCUCAUCAGGAACAUCUUCCCAUCUAACCUGGUGUCCGCUGCAUUCCGAUCGUACGCAACCAGUUAUAAAUUGGUGAUAAUCAAGAAGAACUUAACAGAUGAAGUGGGGGGAGUCAGUGAAAACAUCACAGGUGAUGAAAGCAUCACAAAGGUCCCCACAGGCACCGAGGUUGAAGGGAUGAACAUCCUGGGCCUGGUGGUCUUUGCCAUCGUUUUUGGGAUUGCUCUGCGGAAGCUCGGGCCUGAGGGCGAGAACUUAAUCAAAUUCUUCAACUCCUUCAAUGAAGCCACUAUGGUGCUGGUUUCCUGGAUCAUGUGGUAUGCCCCUGUGGGUAUCAUGUUCCUGGUUGCUGGCAAGAUUGUGGAAAUGGAGGACGUGGUAGUCCUGUUCACCAGCCUGGGCAAGUACAUCUGCUGCUGCCUGGUGGGCCACGCCAUCCAUGGCCUUCUCGUCCUGCCCGUCAUCUACUUCAUCUUCACCCGUAAGAACCCUUACCGGUUCCUUUGGGGCAUCUUCACGGCCCUGGCCACCGCCUUCGGCACCUCCUCCAGCUCAGCCACACUGCCCCUGAUGAUGAAGUGUGUCGAGGAGAAGAAUGGUGUCUCGAAGCAUAUCAGCCGCUUCAUCUUGCCCAUUGGGGCCACCGUCAACAUGGAUGGGGCUGCCCUCUUCCAGUGCGUGGCUGCUGUCUUCAUCGCCCAGCUCAACAACUUUCCCCUCAACUUCAUCCAAGUCAUCACCAUCCUUGUCACCGCAACGGCAUCCAGUGUUGGAGCUGCUGGGAUUCCUGCGGGUGGUGUCCUCACCCUCGCCAUCAUCUUGGAAGCUGUUGGGCUGCCCACCAAUGACAUCUCCCUUAUUCUAGCAGUGGAUUGGCUUGUGGAUCGCACCUGCACUGUCCUGAAUGUGGAAGGCGAUGCUUUUGGUGCAGGACUCCUACAGGUAUACACUGAGAGGACAGAGGGCAAAGCAAAGGCUGAAGAGCUGAUGGAGAUCAAGACGGAUGCCCUGGAUGCUGGCAAGGGCCUGGCGGUAGAGGAAGGCUCCCCACUGAUCAAGAGAGAUGGCCCUGUCCUGUUAGAGCGCAUCAAUUCUUGUGAAAAAGAAUCCGUGAUGUAAAUGGCGUAUGACAAGACUGGACUUACUGCAGAUUUUAUUUUUUAAAAUUAGGGUUCCAUUUCUAAGUACAGCUCUCCAUCCUUUUAAGACUUGAAUUUCCCAUAAGAAGGGCAGUUUGUUUGGUGACGGGGAACUUCUCAGUUUAGAUCCUGCUGAGCAUACACCUUUCCACCUUUUUAUGUCUGAUUGUUCACAACAAUGCUUUUAAGUUUUAAAAACUUUUUCUUAAAAAUGACAAUGGGAGGGGGGGGCUUGGUGCUGCCUGCAAAUAGCUCUGUUUGGCCCAGAAGCAUUGUCCUCUAAGGAAAUGAGGGUGGCUGCUGUUGCUGAAUGAAAAAGGCACUCUUUGUAUCCUCAGAGGCACUAUACUUUGCACGUUCCAGGCUGAAAUCUAGGUUUUUAAUUUGCAACAUGGAAACUGGUAACAGUGACCUUGGUGGUCUCUUAAUAACUCCUUUCCUCCUUCUAGGUCUCCAGCUGCCUUUGCUGCUUUUUAUUUUAUAUGUAUUUUGGACCAAGCAAAGCAGAAAAGGCUUUUUUUCUGUCUAGUAUCUUUGCCUCCCUCUUGCCACUCAUUUCACUCCUUAGUUACAGUUCACCAGUUUGCUACCACAGCAGAGAGAGGAAGCUGACUGGUUUUCUUUCCGGACAGAUGUUUUGUGUCCCCCUCCCCCCAAAAAUCAAGAACCUGAGCAGGAAACGAACACCCCUCGUCAACCAAGCAUUGGGAGAGAGACAAUUUCCUUCUGUCUUUCUACUUGAUCGCCUUGUCUUGGGAUCCACAUGCCAAGGCUGGGAUGUGCAAGUGAACAAGAGUCACAGCUGAGUCUCCGGGACUUCUGCGGCUGCUGCCAUAGCCCACUUUUUGGAUAUGUUUAAAACCUCGUGUUUUUUCCUCCCCUCUCCCUUGUUGGAUCAUCAUGUGCAUGUAUUUGAUGGGACUUCAGUGUCUUGAAGUGGCAGCUCCUGGAUGCAACAGCUGAGAUGCAAUUUAAUUUAUUUCUGGAACUUAAAAA